Solea solea (common sole) is the source of this 2131-nucleotide messenger RNA. It is a transcript of the gene arid5a, whose product is annotated as AT-rich interactive domain 5A. NCBI's taxonomy places the organism in Eukaryota, Metazoa, Chordata, Actinopteri, Pleuronectiformes, Soleidae. Gene Ontology annotation, biological process: regulation of transcription by RNA polymerase II. The record is from RefSeq and is a predicted model, not a curated record. Gene Ontology annotation, molecular function: transcription cis-regulatory region binding. The transcript has 8 exons. Gene Ontology annotation, cellular component: nucleus. The coding region runs from base 279 to 2060 and encodes 593 amino acids.
CUCUGGCGUUUCUUUUAUUUUUAACCUGUAUAUUUAAGGCAACGGUCAGUCAGUAGAAACUGUUUUAAAGAAGUAGCUCUGCCUGUUCCUUAAAAUGUCACCUCUGAACUCUUCUUCUACAGCAUCAUCAUCGUCAGCUCACACGAGAACCUUAAGAGAAGGUGUUUUACUCAACUCAACCCGACUGCUCUGACUCAAAACUUGUUUCAGGUGUGGAGUCGAGGACGGAGCUUCAGUGUCUCUGAGUCAAAGUCUCACACCGAGGACUGCGCAUACACAUGGCUGAAGACGGACAGAGUGAGACGUCGGGACAAACAGAAAGCGGCAGCAGUGAAGACAACUGGACAAUGAACCAGGCGUCUCCUCCGGUGAUCGAGAUUCACGACUCCACGACCGAAUGCGAGGAGGAGGCGAGGGCCAGUCCGGUGCAGAUGGAGGAGAAGGCGUUUGUGUCGAGUCUGCACUCGUUUAUGAAGGAGAAAGGUUCACCGAUAGAGAGGAUCCCACAUCUGGGCUUCAAACAGAUUAAUCUCUGGAGAAUCUACAAAGCUGUUGAAAAACGUGGAGGCUAUGAAAGUGUGACAGCUCAGCGUCUGUGGAAGAAAGUGUACGAUGAGCUGGGAGGAAGUCCAGGCAGCACCAGUGCUGCCACAUGCACUCGUCGACACUAUGAGAGGCUCGUGCUGCCGUUUGAACGACACAUAAAGGGAGAGGAAGACAAACCUCUGCCGCUGAGCAAACCUCGGAAACUGUACAAGAGAAACGUGGAGAGCAAGGUGAAGAAGGCUGAGGUCAAGAGGUCGCGGUCUCAGCUGGACGCGGACAUGGAUUCACAGAUCCUGACACACAGGAGUCCAGAAGCCGCGUGCCGCAGUGACGCCGUGAUGCGUCCUCACUCUGCUCUGUGGGCUGCCACGUCAGACAGACAAUAUCCAGACUGCACUCAACCAAACAGAGACAUUUGCCCUCCCGUCUAUGCUCUUCUCCCGGUCCCUACAUCUAGUCCUUGGACGGCUCAUAUCCCACCUGCUCCUGCUCCUGCUCCUGCUGCUGCUGCUGCUCCUGCUGCUGCUCCUGCUCCUGCUGCUGCUGCAGAGGUCAUCUCUCCUCUGGAGAAGAAGAAGCGAAUGGCUCAGGCGAGCCUGAACUUGGCGCCAAGUCCACAGAGCGAGGACAAGGAAAGGCCCUCGGUCAUCUGCUGCUCGCAGUCUCCGGCACGGGCCUCUUCCAGCCAGAACUGCGGCUCCUCUGACGGCUCCCCGCUCCCUCUGUCGUCCUCCUCUUCCCGCAGCCCGUCCCCGCUCUCCGUCUCAUCGGAGGACAGUCCGCCAAGGAAGGAAGACCCACCUGCGUCAAGCUCAGAACUCAACCAAAGCUGUGUUCCGUCCAGCUGUAGUGAGGAUAAUAAGGCGUCUCAAGACUUUACAGGACCAAACAAAGACAUUUCUCAGCUCAGUUCCCAGUCGCUAACUGCUGAGUCAAUAAAAAAUCAAAAUAAAGACUCUGUGGCGUGGGAGCCGGUCCACAAAUAUCUCACCCACCCUUUCCACUCGAUGUCUACCUCAAGCUUCACCAAAGUUGUCCCAAAGUCCACGCAGCUCCUGCGACCUGCUCCCAUCCGGCCGAGUUACAAAACCCACCCGAGCCGCUCGGCGCCGCCGGACGACCCUGCGGCGCACGGCAAGAAGCUGAGCAACGUGGCGCCGUGGCUCUAUCAGACGGAGAGGAGGGACAAAUCCAGGACAAUGCUGCACAAAGUCCCCGCUCCGCAGAGUCUGUCCCACCCCGGCGCCGCGCUGCCCGUGCUCUGCGUCCUCUCGAGCUACGACAAGUCGGCGAGAGACUCUCGGCACCUGCCUCCGUUUCACCCGGUGUUUCUGCCCAACAGAAUGAGACUGCCACAGUCCCAGCUCAUGUACCACCGUAUACCGGUGGGUCCAGGUCCGUCUGCUCUCAGUGGUUCUGCUGUUUAUCCAUAUCCUUAUUCUGUACCGCUGUUAAAUCCACAGCCUGGAUACAGUCUACCCGCCAUGAAUCCCAUUUAUCCUCACAAGCUGUGAUCUUUCUUUUCUUGUUGUCGUCGUUCAAAGUGACUUUUUCUGUCUAUUCCAAUAAAUGUGAAAUGAGUUCA